Messenger RNA from Ostrinia furnacalis (Asian corn borer), 2582 nucleotides. Its product is annotated as glucose dehydrogenase [FAD, quinone]. The record is from RefSeq and is a predicted model, not a curated record. NCBI's taxonomy places the organism in Eukaryota, Metazoa, Arthropoda, Insecta, Lepidoptera, Crambidae. The transcript has 4 exons. Gene Ontology annotation, molecular function: flavin adenine dinucleotide binding; oxidoreductase activity, acting on CH-OH group of donors. Bases 177 to 2027 code for a protein of 616 amino acids.
UUAAAUUCACGUACAUCGGCAGUUGACCUGCCAGUUCCUGAACAGCGAGCAAACUUCCACAUCGUCUUGUAGACCAUUUUCGUGCGGGGCACGUUAUCUUAGCCAGAAGAAAUUGGUAGUUUUUCAAAUAGAAGAUAGUUAGAAUCUUCAAAAUAAGGCGAUCGCCGCGUAAAAAAAUGUCAUUCAUGCUGGGGCAGCCGGAGGCGGCCAUGUGUGCGGCGGGCGGGUCGGUGUCGGGCGCGGUGACGGCGGCGCUGCAGUUCUUCGCGCUCGCGCAGUGCCUCGUGCAGGAGCCCUGGCCCAAGGCGGCGCAUCCCACAAAUGACACAACGUUCGAUUACAUAGUAGUGGGAGCCGGUACCGCGGGCUCGGUGCUGUCGUCGCGAUUGGCCGACCUGGACGGCGUGUCGGUGCUGCUGAUCGAGGCGGGCGGCGACCCGCCGCAGGAGAGCAUCAUCCCCGGUUAUCAUGACGUGUUAAAAGGGACCAAAUAUGAUUGGAAUUUCACAACCGUUAACGACAAGGUCUCAAGUCAAGCUCUAAAAGGAGGAAGCCAGAAGCAGCCGCGCGGCAAGAUGCUGGGCGGCAGCGGCUCCCUCAGCGACAUGGUCUACAGCCGCGGCCAUCCCGAGGACUACGACGACUGGGCCGCCGUGGCGGGCGAGCAGUGGAACUGGAAAAACGUACUGGAAUAUUUCAAGAAGACGGAACACAUGACCGACGAACAGAUCGUCAACAAUCCUGAGCUCAUGGCCUACCACGGGAUCGACGGCGAAAUAGAAGUCACCGGCACCAACCGCUCGACGUUCGCAACGCAAAUAUUCUUAGAUGCGUUCGCUGAAUUGGGCUUUGAGAAGGUGAAGGACAUGACCAAUCCCCAGAAAAUGGGCACUGGACGAUUUUCGCACACCAUCAGAAAAGGUCAACGCGACAGCGCCGCGACGGCUCUCCUGAACAAAGCUGGAUAUAGCACCAAACUGUCUAUUCUCAAGGAUUCACUCGUGACGAAGGUGAUAAUCGACGAUAAAAAUAAAGCCGUAGGUGUCGAAGUCGUCACAGAUAACGAAAAGAAAAUCUUCAAAGCGGACAAGGAAGUCAUUUUAUCCGCGGGGACGUUCAACACUGCGAAGCUGCUCCUCCUGUCCGGAAUCGGUCCCAAGAAGCAUCUGGAGGAAAUGGGCAUUCCCGUCAUAAAAGAUUUGCCCGUGGGACAUAACUUCCACGAUCACGUUAUGGUCGUCGCGUUUCUGGCCAGCGAAAAGGGGACGUGCACCGAGGAGCAGAAAGACACGUACAUGCACACGAUCGAGUAUCUGCACAGCCGCACCGGCCCGCUCGCCGACACCGACUCGAUGGGCGCCUACAUCGCACUAGAGAGAGAAUCUCAUCCCACCGUCCCGGAUUUCGCCAUGUACCCCACCUGCGUGCCGGUCAACGCCGGUUUUUACAAAGGAUGCCAGGUCUCGCUCGGGUACGAGGACAGGAUCUGCCGGGAGCUCGACAUCCUGAACCAGAACUACGAGCUGAUCCCCGUCGCCGUCGUUCUUCUGAAGCCGAAGUCCAGGGGCAAGGUGACGCUGAGCUCGAAGAACCCCUUCGACGCGCCGCUGAUAUACGCGGGCACGUUCAGCGACGAGGAGGACCUGGCCGGCUUCCCGAAGGCGCUGUCGCUGGCGUACAGCCUGGCCAACGCGACGUACUUCCGCGGCAAGCGGGCCUUCGCGGUGGAUCUGAAGCUGGAGGCGUGCGAGGAGCUGAGGGGCGCGGAGGGGUUGAAGUGCCACGCGCGGCAGCUGGCCACGCCGGCGUGGCACGCGGUGGGCACGAGCGCGCUGGGCGCGGUGCUGGACGGCGCGCUGCGCGUGCGCGGCGUGCGCGGGCUGCGCGUGGCGGACGCCGGCGUUAUGCCCGCGGUGGUGCGCGGCAACACCAACGCCGCCGUCGUCAUGGUCGCCGAGCGCGCCGCCGACUUCAUCCAGCGCGAGCUGCGCGCCGCGCCCGGCUACGAGUAUUACGACGUGGAGUAGCGCCCGACGGUCCGGAAGCUUCCUCGCCGGGACCAGAGUGAAUACAAAUGAGUAGGUCAUCUUUAUAGAAACGCACCGAGCGCGGUUUGUAUGUGAGCGCACCAAUAUACGUAUGCGGCUCGCACGCACACACUGACAAAAUUUAGCAGUGAUUAGCGGUGAGGUGCGCCGAAUACAUAGAAACCGCGCUCGUGCGUUCCUAUGAAGAUGACCUACUCAUUUGUAUUUACUCUGCCGGGACCGAUACUGGAGUCGUACAGCGAUCCGAGCAAACGUUUUCGAGUUCGAUCACCUGUACGCUCCAGAUAGCGGUCCACAAGUUUGAGAUUUAAGACUGAUUGUAAGUUAAUUUUAAACGUAAGAUGUACUCUAAUAAUGCAUGCUUCAGUCAGUAUUCGUCAAUUGUUUUAUUGUAAACUGUAUUAUUAAUAAUUGACUUGGGCUGAUUAUAAUUAUUAUAAUAAUUCGUAUGUGAUGUGCCAAUAAUUUACUUAGUUUUUACCGUUGCCUCAUUAAUACUCUUGCUAUAAUUUUUUACCUAUGAAGUUAUUUUAA